GGCGAUCGAUCUAUAACAUAAUGACCAAAAGGUCGCAGACGUAACGCCCGUUGAUGACUACCGCGAACGUUAAAGGCUGCGAACGGAUUUACCAGGCCUUAACGGAGUGCAACCGGCGAAUCCCGGCUGGAAUUCCGAGGGAAGCGGCUUGCCGCCACUUGAACCGCUCUCUUGCCGAAUGCCUGGUGGCUGUGGCUUGCCCCGAAGAGUCCGACGCCGUUCGUACCCUCUGCUCCAGCGGUGGUACGGCUCUUAAGCGCCGCCAGUGCCAUCAGGCCCAGCUCUCUCUCUCUGUUUGCCUAUCCACUAACCAAGACCAGUCCUAGAAAUACACUAAUGCUUUUUUGUGGAUCAAUGGAUAACCACACUCUCCUUCUCUCUGAAUGUAGUACUCUACUAUUGGAUUAGUCAGCAUGUUGAGUUUAUGAAGCACGCAUAGAAGGAAUCUGAAAGCAUCAAUGAGAAAAAUCCAGAUUAUAAAGAGUUGAUACAUUUUCUUUUAUGCUAAUUGUAAAAGCCAUUGCUGCACUUGUUCACUUGUGGUUGCUGAUGUUGGCUUCAGUGCAUUCUAUGUAAUUGUUCUCCAAAGAAUAUUUUAUUUGGGAAGUAGAUUUGUUAAUGGCUAGAUAUGCUUAAUGUAAAUGAAUUGUUUCAACCAGGAAAGUAAUAAAUUUGAUCCUUUAGCAUGAAUAGAAGUU
Molecule: messenger RNA, 698 nt
Organism: Olea europaea var. sylvestris
Lineage: Eukaryota; Viridiplantae; Streptophyta; Magnoliopsida; Lamiales; Oleaceae
Exons: 2
Coding region: 54-326 (90 amino acids)
Source: RefSeq, a predicted model, not a curated record